Molecule: messenger RNA, 300 nt
Organism: Trichosporon asahii var. asahii CBS 2479
Lineage: Eukaryota; Fungi; Basidiomycota; Tremellomycetes; Trichosporonales; Trichosporonaceae
Exons: 1
Coding region: 1-300 (99 amino acids)
Source: RefSeq, a predicted model, not a curated record
AUGCCCAAGCGCACCACCGAAGAGCGCGAUGAGCUGGACCCCACGCCUUUCAAGAUCGAGGAUGACACAUCAUCCGUAUCCGUGAAGUCUGAAGACGAUGUCGAGGAGAAGAAGCUUGCUCCCGGGAAUGCGGAUCAUGGUCCCGCCAAACGCUCUCGUGGUAGACCGGGGUCCAAGGCUUGGACGACCGAAGACCUCGACCAGUUGUUCACAGCGAUGAUUAGCGGUAAGACAGCGAAGGCUCUCGAGGGUCAAGUCAAUGGCCGCACCGGUCAUCAGUGCCUGAGUACAUGGAAGUGA